Messenger RNA from Plectropomus leopardus (leopard coralgrouper), 1812 nucleotides. NCBI's taxonomy places the organism in Eukaryota, Metazoa, Chordata, Actinopteri, Perciformes, Serranidae. The record is from RefSeq and is a predicted model, not a curated record.
UGUGGGUGUGUGUGCCAAAUGACCAUCCAUGUAGAGGGGCUUGUGGCUAUCGCGCUGUUCUAUCUGCUGAUCCUGUUCGUGGGCAUCUGGGCAGCAUGGAAGAACAAACACUCCGGGGAGGCGGAGGGCACCGACCGCAGCGAGACCAUCAUGGUCGGAGGGAGAGACAUUGGAUUAUUUGUCGGUGGAUUUACCAUGACAGCGACCUGGGUUGGAGGUGGAUAUAUCAAUGGCACAGCUGAGUAUGUAUAUCUGCCUGAUUAUGGCUUGGCUUGGGCUCAAGCUCCCUUCGGAUAUGCUCUCAGUCUUGUUGUGGGUGGUCUUUUUUUCGCUAAGCCCAUGCGCUCACGAGGUUACGUCACCAUGUUGGACCCAUUCCAGCAGCUGUAUGGGAAACGCAUGGGUGGCCUCCUCUUCAUACCUGCACUAAUGGGUGAGAUCUUCUGGUCCGCUGCCAUCCUCUCCGCCCUUGGUGCCACUCUGAGUGUCAUUGUGGACAUCAACAUCAAGAUGUCAGUGGUUAUCUCAGCACUCAUCGCCAUCUUUUACACGCUGGUUGGAGGACUUUACUCUGUGGCCUACACUGACGUUGUGCAGCUCUUCUGUAUCUUUGUUGGCCUGUGGAUCAGUGUCCCCUUUGCUUUGACCAACCCUGCGGUGGCAGACAUAACCGUUACUGCAGUGAAGCAGGUGUACCAGUCACCCUGGAGAGGCAGCGUCCAAAAGAAUGACACCUGGGUCUGGAUCGACAACUUCUGCCUCCUGAUGCUCGGAGGAAUCCCCUGGCAGGUGUAUUUCCAGAGAGUCCUGUCUGCCUCCUCGGCCACGUACGCCCAGGUCCUUUCCUUCCUGGCCGCUUUCGGGUGCCUCGUCAUGGCUGUACCCUCCGUUCUCAUCGGGGCCAUUGGGGCCUCCACAGACUGGAACCAGACAUCAUAUGGUGCCGUUUCUCCUAAAGAGAAGUCCCAGGCAGACAUGAUUCUACCCAUCGUUCUCCAACACCUUUGCCCGCCGUUUGUCUCUUUUUUCGGCCUGGGUGCAGUGUCUGCAGCUGUCAUGUCAUCUGCAGACUCCUCCAUCCUUUCAGCGAGCUCCAUGUUUGCGCGCAACAUCUACCAGCUUGCCUUUAGACAGUCAGCAUCUGACCGCGAGAUCGUGUGGGUAAUGCGAAUUACCAUCUUUGUAUUCGGUGGCCUUGCCACGGUGAUGGCGCUGGUGACCGGGACAGUUUACGGCCUCUGGUACUUGAGCUCAGACCUGGUUUACGUUAUUAUCUUCCCCCAGCUGCUCAGCGUGCUCUUUGUCAAAGGCACCAACACCUACGGCUCUGUGGCCGCCUACCUGUUCGGCAUGGUGCUGCGUAUAGGUGGAGGUGAGCCCUACCUGGGGCUUCCUCCUUUCAUUUAUUACCCUGGCUGGACCACUGAGAUGAGGACACAUCACAUGACUGGAGAAACAGAGGAAGUCAUCAUCCAAAAGUUCCCCUUCAAGACCAUCUCCAUGCUCGCUUCCUUUCUGGGCAACGUCGCUUUCUCCUACCUGGCGAAGUACCUGUUUGAGAGCGGCAAGAUCUCACAUAAAUAUGACUUUCUCGACGCAGUGGUGUCCAAGCACAGUGGGGAGAUUAUGGAUAAGACAACGCUUGUGACUCGUGGCAACAACAUUGGGCUAUCGGAGAUGGCGCCCGUCAAAUCACGGCUGAGCGUGACCUUAGCGACCGCCUUCACACGCCGUGACACGCUGCCGACAGAAACAGUGGAGGAAGAGGAGGAGGAGUCCAGCCCUGAUUUCUCUCACCAUGAUGAAGAAUGA